Messenger RNA from Perognathus longimembris pacificus (Pacific pocket mouse), 4445 nucleotides. It is a transcript of the gene Sarm1, whose product is annotated as sterile alpha and TIR motif containing 1. The coding region runs from base 142 to 2316 and encodes 724 amino acids. Lineage: Eukaryota; Metazoa; Chordata; Mammalia; Rodentia; Heteromyidae. Gene Ontology annotation, molecular function: signaling adaptor activity; NAD+ nucleosidase activity; protein binding. The record is from RefSeq and is a predicted model, not a curated record. Gene Ontology annotation, biological process: negative regulation of MyD88-independent toll-like receptor signaling pathway; signal transduction; response to axon injury. The transcript is spliced from 9 exons. Gene Ontology annotation, cellular component: dendrite.
CCCUGGCCCGGAAUCCUUUCCUCUCCCAGCGCAGCUUCUCUCCUUCGCCUCCACUCGGGUCUCCCUUUUCUCAAGGUUGGGGUCGCUCUCCCGGCCCCGAUUCCCCCCAAGGCCAGGGAUGUUCCCUGCCAGCCCGCGCCCAUGGUCCUGACGCUGCUCUUCUCCGCCUACAAGCUGUGCCGCUUCUUCGCCAUGUCCGACCCGCGGCCCGGCGCCGAGCGGCUGGUGGUGCCGGGGACCGAUCGCGGUGGCGGCGCGGGCCCGUGGUGGGCUGCGGGAGGCCGCGGGUCCCGCGAGGUGUCACCCGGGGUGGGCACCGAGGUGCAGGGCGCCCUGGAGCGCGCCCUGCCCGAGCUGCAGCAGGCCCUGUCGGCGCUGAAGCAGGCAGGAGCCGCUCGGGCUGUGGGCGCGGGCCUAGCCGAGGUUUUCCAGCUAGUGGAGGAGGCCUGGCUGCUCCCAGCCGUGGGCCGCGAGGUGGCCCAGGGUCUGUGCGACGCCAUCCGCCUAGAUGGCGGCCUCGACCUGCUGUUGCGGCUGCUGCAGGCGCCGGAGCUGGAGACGCGCGUGCAGGCCGCAAGGCUGCUGGAGCAGAUCCUGGUAGCCGAGAACCGGGACCGUGUGGCGCGCAUCGGACUGGGCGUGAUCCUGAACCUAUCCAAGGAGCGUGAACCCGUGGAGCUGGCCCGGAGCGUGGCGGGCAUCAUGGAGCACAUGUUCAAGCACUCAGAGGAGACGUGCCAGAGGCUGGUGGCCGCCGGCGGCUUGGACGCUGUCCUGUAUUGGUGUCGCCGCACCGACCCGGCGCUGCUGCGUCACUGCGCGCUGGCGCUGGCUAACUGCGCGCUGCACGGGGGCCAGGCGGUGCAGAGGCGCAUGGUGGAGAAGCGCGCCGCUGAGUGGCUCUUCCCGCUCGCUUUCUCCAAGGAGGACGAGCUGCUGCGGCUGCACGCCUGCCUGGCUGUGGCCGUGUUGGCCACCAACAAGGAGGUGGAGCGCGAGGUAGAGCGCUCCGGCACGCUGGCGCUUGUGGAGCCGCUUGUGGCCUCGCUGGACCCUGGUCGCUUUGCCCGCUGCUUGGUGGAUGCCAGUGACACAAGCCAGGGACGGGGGCCAGACGACCUGCAGAGCCUCGUGCUGCUGCUGGACUCGUCCCGCUUGGAGGCCCAGUGCAUUGGGGCUUUCUACCUAUGCACGGAGGCUGCCAUCAAAAGCCUGCAGGGCAAGACCAAGGUGUUCAGCGACAUCGGCGCCAUCCAGAGCCUGAAACGCCUGGUUUCCUACUCCACCAAUGGCACCACUUCAGCGCUGGCCAAGCGCGCCCUGCGCCUGCUGGGCGAGGAGGUGCCACGGCGCAUCCUGCCCUGUGUGGCCAGCUGGAAGGAGGCUGAGGUGCAGACGUGGCUGCAGCAGAUCGGCUUCUCCCAGUACUGCGAGUGCUUCCGGGAACAGCAGGUCGAUGGCGAUCUGCUUCUGCGGCUCACAGAGGAGGAACUACAGACCGACCUGGGCAUGAAAUCCAGCAUCACUCGCAAAAGGUUCUUUAGGGAGCUCACUGAACUCAAGACCUUUGCCAACUAUGCUACGUGCGACCGCAGCAACCUGGCAGACUGGUUGGGCAGCCUGGACCCUCGCUUCCGCCAGUACACCUAUGGUCUGGUCAGCUGUGGCCUGGACCGAUCCCUCCUGCACCGAGUGUCAGAGCAACAGCUGCUGGAGGACUGUGGCAUCCGUCUGGGCGUGCACCGAACACGCAUCAUCUCUGCCGCCAGAGAAAUGCUGCAUUCCCCACUGCCCUGUAGUGGCAGCAAGCCCAGUGGGGACACUCCAGAUGUUUUCAUCAGCUACCGAAGGAACUCGGGCUCCCAGCUGGCCAGCCUCCUGAAGGUGCACCUGCAGUUGCAUGGCUUCAGUGUCUUCAUCGAUGUGGAGAAGCUGGAAGCAGGCAAGUUCGAGGACAAGCUCAUCCAGAGUGUCAUGGGGGCCCGCAACUUUGUGCUGGUGCUGUCGGCUGGAGCCCUGGACAAGUGCAUGCAGGACCAUGACUGCAAGGACUGGGUGCACAAGGAGAUUGUAACUGCAUUGAACUGUGGCAAGAACAUUGUACCUGUCAUCGAUGGCUUUGAGUGGCCUGAGCCCCAGACGCUACCUGAGGACAUGCAGGCUGUGCUUACCUUCAAUGGCAUCAAGUGGUCCCACGAGUACCAGGAGGCCACCAUCGAGAAGAUCAUCCGCUUCCUGCAGGGCCGUUCCUCUCGGGAGUCAUCUGCAGGCUCCGACACCAGUUUGGAGGGUGCUGCACCCAUGGGCUUGCCUUAGCCAGUCUCCCAGCAACCAAACCCGGCUGUGACUCCUCUAUUUCCUGAGCCCUCCCCCAAGGAAUGGCUCCUCAAACUGGCUGCCCUGGGCCUUCUCAGGAAAUGGCUCUGCCUUUCCCUACCUGCUUGGCCCACUUCAAACCCACCUUCCUCAGUAUCUGGAGAGGGUGUGAGAGAAGUCUUCCUCAGGAUCUGUCAUCAGGUUCUGUGCCUUCCACUCCCAGAGCUGUGUCCCUGAUCUGUUCAAGAUGGAGGAGAGGGGACAUUAUCUUGCCAUCAGCUUGGCCAGGGUGAAGGCAGUUAGCUUCUGUCAGGAAUCAGAGAAAUAGUCAGGCUCUCUGCCUGGUCCUCUAAGUUUGAGCUAGGGCCUAGGCCCAAAGGCAGCUAGAGAUGCACAUCCCACCAUGGCUGUCCACUGAGACUCUGUCUGGUCCCUGGCGUGCCCCUUUCUGCUGCCCCGUGGCCUCGCUGUGGAACCACUCAGUCAUGGCCUGCCCCCAGCCUUCCUUUGGGGCAGCCUCCUCUGCGUAGUCUGUGGUGUAGGCUGGGCUGAACAGGCCAUUUGGCUCUACUUUCUGGUGCAAAAGGUCACCCCUGUCCGGACAGGGGAGGCCCUGUCUCAAAGCCGCCUUACCCCAUUCUUUGGUAUUGUGCCUAAGGGUCCUGCCUGGCCUAGGCCUCUCACCCACUCAGGCUUGCUACCUGUUGCUCAGGGAAGCACCAGUAGCGUGAGCAAAGCCUGCAAUUCCAGGAGUGGAGGCAAGAUCCCCAGGAGCACAGGUUAGUCUUGGGACAGCUUUGGCCACUGCAGUAUGCAACCAAUCCACUGGGAAUGUUGUUUCAAUCCAAUUCAGGAGCCCAUCUCCUGAUGAGCAGGUUGGGGCUGGUCUGCCAACGUUCACUGAUUCCUAGGUCAGAUGAUGUCGGUGCUUCAAAGGACAAUGCUUUGAGCAGCAGCUCCCUCACAGACCCCUGCCAUUUCCCAAACCCUCCCCUCGUGGUCUCUCAUCACCACAGCAUCCCUGUCCUGUAGCAUCACUCCCACUGUGGACAAGGAAGAGGCUGACUGAUGAUCCCAGUUUCCAAGUCUUCAAUGGCCGCCCUAAGACACCACAGGUGGUAUUGAUAUCCUGAAAAUCACCCCCCAGGAAGUGGGAGCCAGACAGAAGUGAGGAGCAGAAGCAUCCCUCUGCCUCUUCCUCCACUGGUGGGUUUGAAAGUAGUCAGGCUCCAGCAGGCAGAAUUGACUGGUACCUGCCACACUGCUCUGAGGGGGGUGGGGGUCACACAAGGCUGGUGUUUAUUCCAGACCUCUGGCCAAGUCUCCUCUUGCUCUUGGGACACAUCAUCAGAAAGCCAAGUUCUCUCUCCAGGCUUGAACACGUUCCUUCCACUCCUCUCCCUGCCAAAGACUCCAUCUUCCACUGAUGCUGGCCUAAGUCUGACUCUGAUCACCCACCAUCCUCCUGCAGUGAGUACUGCCCUCCAGUACACCCAGGGGAAGCUAUCUUUUGUCCCCAGUCGGUUCUAUGGCCUCUAGAGGUCCCCACAGACACCACUGGAGAAGUUACUAGUUUUUCUGUUUGAGACACACUCCAAUGCUGCCCACUGGCCUUUGGAUGACCCCUGCCCCUCCUGUCUCCCGGGGCAAUCACAGCCCAAUCUCCUGACCCAGCCAAAGCAGCCAGUGACCAGCCUCCCCAUAGGCAGGCCUGUAACUCAGGGGUGAUGCUCAGGACAAACAAUGCUCAAGAUUACGGCCAAAGCCAGCACCUGGGCCUCAGCUUCCAUCCAGUCAAUGCCCCAACUCAGAUCUACAGGGCCAGGGCUUGGGGCAUGGCUGGUCUAUAGAUGCUGUGCCCAUUUGGUGCUGAGUCAGCAAGGUCCCUAAAACCCCUCCAACCUUCACCCACCCCCAGAGGCCCCAAACUGUUCACUGACACCUAGAGGGCAAAAGUCUAGUUACAAUUCAUUCAGUCCCUCUACCGGGCUCAUGAGCACAGGCAUCUCAUUUAGAAUGUAUGAGGUGGGAGGCACCUCAGAACAUCCUACUAGUAUAUCUGACCAAGUGUGAUCUUCACAAUCUGUGCAGUGUUGCUGCCUCAGCCCUUCCUAGAGGGACUUUCGUUU